Molecule: messenger RNA, 3163 nt
Organism: Physella acuta
Lineage: Eukaryota; Metazoa; Mollusca; Gastropoda; Physidae
Source: RefSeq, a predicted model, not a curated record
GGAGGCCGACACUGGUAAUAAAAGUACUAUAUGUUCCAUGUGAUGUCAUGUUUCGUUUUUGUAUUACUGUGCAUGUUUUAACUUUGCUUGUGUUUUCUCUAUAGUAAAAGCGUUCCCAACAGACAGCAAAAGCGUUCCCAACAGAUAGAUAGACAGACAGCGAAACUAUUAUUAUAGAUUAUCAGCAAGUAUGUCUGACAAGUAAAUCUGACUGGUAAAUACAGAAUAUGGAGCAUUCAAAAUUUCCAUUUCUGCAGGAUCAUAGCACAGUUUUAGCAUACAACCAAUGUGUUUUAAAACUGAAACUCUCAUACCAUAACCUAAACCAUGUCAGAAAGGAGAUUUUAACAAAAGCACUUACAAAGAACUCAGCUCACACACAGAUUGAAGAUGCCAUUCGAGCAAUUAUUUAUAAUUUAGAAAGAGAAUUUGAUCUGGUAACAAUUCAAACUGAAAAUUUUGUUAUCCACCCUGAAGAGUGCUCAUGGCCACUGGUCUCUAGUCAAAAGUUAAGUCACCUUGUCAUCAAAGGUGAAAAUUACAGAUUUCACCCUAAUCUAAUUUUACUGAAUAUCUAUUCCAAAGAUCCAAUUGUUGUAAGCAAACAAAUUUCUAAAGAAAAGAAUGACAUCCUGAAUAAAAUAUUGAUUAAAGAUAAUCGGACUAAUAAAAAUAUAGCCCUUUUACCAGAGCUCUCCAACACAUCCCAUAACAAACCACAAUCUUCUGAUGUGACCAAUGAUCUAAAUUGUGGCAAUAAGGUUAACACUCUUAUUCUGGCCACACCAAGACUUGCAACAAAUGAUGUUGGAAGUCAGAGCCCAAGAAAGCACAAUAAAAUUGUUGAACUUCUUCACAAGCACGACUCUUCUGCUGUGCAGAAAUCACAAAGUACUGACAAUGGUAUGAAUAUUGCAAGCUCGUCAAAGAAAUUAAGGGGCACAAAUUACAAAAGCAAGUUACAUCUAUCUAGCACAAAAAAUAAACAAAGGGUUUCUUCCCCAAAGAAAAUUUGUCCUGAGAGCUUAAGUACAGAGCAAUCAGUUGAUUUUGAAACAGAUGAAACAACAAGUUCUAAAGGCAGCAGUAUGAAAAGCAUUCCAUUAAAAAGAAAAUCAAAAGAAGAAAAUGGUAAAGGUAUAAAGACCAAAUUAGAUCAUUCUCCAGUCAAAAAAAGAAAAGUUACCAAACCAGAUUAUUCAGUUCCUGUUGACACAAAUGAUAUUAAUUACAAUAUUAGCCAGGAAAACGAUGAUAACAUUAUUAUAUGCCCAGAGAAAAGAUAUGAUAUAUCUGAGGCCAAUGUUACAAAUGUGAAACCUCUAUUAAGGUCAGUAGCCAAUAAAAACCUUAAAACUUCCAGUUAUGAUAUAUCAGAAUUGAAUGAUAAACAGCAGAAUAAUGAAGACAAGUUUAUAAGAGAUGUAAACAAAGAAAAGAAAAAUCAUUAUAAUUUAAGUGAACCUAUUUUUCAAAGCAGCAGUAAAAAGAUGUCUAAAAACUGUGUUAUUGAAAUUUCAAAAGAUGGCAGCAUUAUAGAAGAAGCUGAAAGUACAGAGAGAUGCAAAGGUUUUUCUAAUGAAACUCAGCUGAAUGGAGGCUCAGAUGUUAAGAGAAAUGACGGUGAAUACGAAGACAAGAAAAGUACAACUUUAUCUGGUGCUGCCACAAAUAGCAGGAAUAGAAAGAAAAAGUUAGACAAAGAAACAAAUCAUGCACAUUCUAAUAAUGUCCUUAACAGUGAGACUCAAGCCAAAGAAACAAGGAAGACGGUUCACAAUUCCGCUAUAGAAACAAGAUCUAAAAAAACUCUUCCCUCAAAAAUAACCAAUGCCAGAAAAAUUAACAAAACAAACAUCGUACAAGGCAGCUUGAGUGAUAUUAGCAGUAGCAGCAUGUCAUCUGAUACAGAAACAAAAAAACAUGGAAUAAAAUCCAAUGUUUUCAAGCAAGCUGAGUCAUCAAACAGGCCUCAUACUAGAAGCACAUCUAGAGAGUCUAGCAGACAGACUAGAAGCAGCUCCUCCUUAUCUACUAGAAGUGGCCAGAGACACACAGGAGUGUCAUCAAAACAGUCUGCACCAAAAGCUGAAAAUCACUACCCUAAAGUUAGUGUUUGGCUUUCUAAGACUACUUUUCAGAAAAACAUUACAGAUAGUGACCCCAAUCAAAGAAGGCAAACAUCCCCAACUAGCUUGUGGAGAUCAGGUGGUGCUACACAUGAGAUACCCAAGCAAGCAAAGAACACUUCUUUUUUCAGCGGAAUUUUGGCUCCAUAUUUCACUGGAAUUUUGGCGCCAUUUUUACAGAGAGGGCCAAGGAAAAUAAAAUAACGGAGUUGCUAGAUUCUUUUUAGAAUUUUAAAAUGCAUUAGUGAUAAGAUUUCAGGGCAGCUUUAUUCAUGCUAUCUUUUCAUAUAAGGGUAGUUCAUAUUUGUGCCAUUAAAAAAUUAUUUUUAUCUGCCAUGUGCCAUUUCUUGGCAUUUUUUUGUGAAUACCCAAUGUGUUUAAAGAAUCUUUAGAAAAAUGUUGUUACUGUUCAGAUAUGGUGUGAUGUAUUAUGGGAUGGAGUGGUCAGAUGGUAACCUGAAAGUAUUGAGCUCAGUUCCCAGACUUGAGGCUCUAACUUGAGUUAGAGAAAGCAAAGUUAGGUGGAUAGAGAACUUACCAUACUACUCCUUAUUAUUAUACAGAAGUGACAGAAACAGGUCUCUUCCUUAUUGACCAUCUAGGUCUAAUAAGUUAACUUGACUUAUGUUUUGAAUUCCCUAUUUUACAAGAGUAGUAUUUUUUUCUUCUAAAAUUAAUAAUAAUAGUUUUUCAUUAAUUUUGCAUACUUUUUAUUAAUGCAAAUUUAAUUGAGCAUCAAAACUGUGAGCUUUGUUGCUCCAGUGGUUUGAUGUACGGUAAUUUUAUAACAUCAAACAUUUCUAAUUUUUUCCAUUUUGUCUCAAAUUAGUUAAUCAAACAAUAUGUUGGUUUGCAAUUCAAAGUUGAUUAUUAAUUUUACCCAGUGUAUAUUGAACUUUUAAACUUAUAGAAUUUUGAAAAAUGAAAUAGCAAGUUGUUGUAUGUUCCAUAAUUGCAGUUUUUAUCAACUAUUAAUUGAAUUUGAGCAGAAAUCUGUUCUGAGUACCAAACAAAAUUAAAGCGUGUACAAAAUU